GAAUUUUCGGAAAAAUGGUUCGGAACUAAAUGGGCUGUGCAAAGUAUUAACAAACCAAACAAACAAAUAAAAACACAAAAUUCGUAUUAUAUAAUACAGAGGAUUUACCCGUUUUGUUUUAUUGUUUUCAAAGCGGCAGCUUUAAAUAGACAUAGCUGCAACCUCCUUUUGAAGAGUGAGAAAUGGCAGAGGAACGCAGACAGAAGCUGUGUUCUGUGAUCCUGCCCACUGAUUCCAUGAAGGCAAUGGCUGAGUCGGUGGGUAUAGGCUCACUGCAGGAAGACAGCUGUCUGACCCUCAGUGAAGAAGUUAGCUACAGGAUCAAAGAGAUUGCACAGGAUGCAUUGAAGUUUAUGCACCAUGGGAAAAGAUGCAAACUUACAACUGGUGACAUUGAUCAUGCCCUUAAACUGAAAAAUGUGGAGCCACUGUAUGGAUUCCAGUCCGAGGAGUUCAUCCCAUUUCGCUUUGCAAGUGGAGGUGGCAGAGAAUUGCACUUUUAUGAAGAAAAAGAAGUGGAUCUUAGUGACAUCAUUAAUACACCCUUGCCUCGUGUACCUUUAGACGUUUCACUAAAAGCUCACUGGCUAAGUAUAGAUGGUGUCCAGCCUGCAAUUCCAGAGAACCCACCUUCUGCUUCUAAAGAGCAGCAGAAGGCAGAGUCUACUGAGCCGCUUAAAGCUGUCAAACCUGGACAGGAAGACGAAGGCUUUAUUCAAGCCAAGGGUCAGAGUGCAGUUUCUGCUGAAGUCAAAGGAAAGGAAAAGAUGCGGAUGAAACCACGUAGCACACAUGAGCUCUCUGUGGAGCAGCAGUUGUACUAUAAAGAAAUUACUGAAGCCUGUGUGGGAUCCUGUGAAGCCAAAAGAGCGGAGGCACUGCAGAGCAUAGCCACCGACCCAGGGCUGUACCAAAUGCUGCCAAGGUUCAGUACCUUCAUCUCGGAGGGUGUGCGUGUAAAUGUUGUUCAGAAUAACUUGGCUUUGCUGAUAUAUUUGAUGAGGAUGGUGAAGGCUCUAAUGGACAAUCCAACUCUAUAUUUGGAGAAAUAUCUCCAUGAGUUGAUCCCCGCGGUGGUGACAUGUAUUGUGAGUAAGCAACUGUGUUUGAGGCCUGAUGUAGACAAUCACUGGGCUCUGCGAGACUUUGCUGCCCGGUUAAUGGCUCAGAGCUGCAAAACAUUCAGCACCACAACCAACAACAUCCAGUCGCGUAUCACCAAAACCUUUACUAAGGCAUUGUUGGAUGAAAAGACUCAGUGGACAACUCGUUAUGGCUGCAUUGCUGGACUUGCUGAACUUGGGCAUGAUGUGAUAAAGACUUUGAUCAUCCCCCGACUGUUUGUAGAGGGUGCCCGUAUUAAAGCAGUGAUGGAUGGGCCAGUGGUAUCCAAUAUUGAUAAGAUUGGAGCUGAUCAUGUCCAGAGUCUAUUACUGAAACAUUGUGCAAGUGUGGUUGCUAAAACUAGGCCGGUCCCAGAUCUGGUGGAGCAAUACAAAGCAGAUUAUGGUUAUCUGGGCACUAUGCUAUGUUCACAUGUGGUGAAGGCCCGUGCACAGGCUGCCUUUCAGGCCCAAACUGUUAACAGAACCACACUUACUAUCACACAGCCACGUCCGACUUUGACAAUGUCUCAGAGUGGAUUGUCAACAUCAGGUGUUUCACGUACACCCAGCAUAAUUAAAGUACCCAGUUCACUUACCCUCAUGUCUACUCGACCUGGAACACCCACUCAGCCAUCACCCCCAGCAACAAAGUAUAUUGUUAUGGCAACAAGUGCAGGGGCUGCAUCCACACAGCAGGUAAUCACUCUCAGCUCCUCUCAGUCUGGAUCCCCUGUCACAAGUACAGUCCCCAGCACACCAACAAGUCUACAGCCACUCGUCAAACUGGAGUCUGGAAAUCCAGGUGCUGUGGGCAGCUCACGCCCAAUCCAGAAAUAUAUUGUGGUGUCUUUGCCUUCAUCCUCUUCAUCAAUGGAUAAUAAGGGCUCAGGUGUCCUUUCCUCUUCUACCUCACCUAUCAGCAUGGAGUCUGCAGUCAAGCUGGAAUGUUCAGAAUCACCAGCCACAAGCACACAAUUGCCACAUUGACACUCUCACUCUUGCUUACGCCAUCAGGGUAUAGAUCAACAAUAAAUGUAACUUGAUGCUUAUCAAAGUGCUUUAAAACAAACAUACACACAGAUACACAAAUACAUGUCACAGACACACAAUACAGUUGUGGCUGCAAGCACAUCGAGGCUGUAACAAUGACAUCUAUACAUACAAACAUGUUAAGGAACCUUUAUUGUGAUUUGAGAUGAAAGCACAAGACUUGGUUCUGCCUUUGAGCUCCUAGCUUUAGCUGUAGUUUAGCUGUAUUUCAUGUACAUGAGGAUAUAUAUGCAGAUAACAGGAGAAAGAAUGAUAAAUGUGGAUUCUCUGGGUAGGAAUUAAUGGGUCCACCAUUAAUACAAUGUUUUUUAUAGUUGGGCAUUUGUUGGGUUUAACAAUUUAAUUGAUUUACAGUUUCAAGUUUAUUAUUAUCUUCUAUAAUAAAGUUGGUUUUUAAGGUGUGAUUUACAUUUCUUAAUUUGUAAUACUUAAUGUUAUAAUGUUUUUUGUAGAAAUCAGUGUUUUUUUUUUGUUUUCAUGUCAAACGUUUUGUUAUAUCAGUUCAAUUUCUUUUCUCAAGAUAAAACUUAAGAUAUUAAGUAUAAUAGUACACUGAAGGUAUUAGCAAUUAUUAAGUAAUCCAUUCUUAAAUACAGUUUUGUAUAAUUGUGAGGAAAAAUGUCAAUAAAAAGGCAUGGAACAACA
Messenger RNA from Danio rerio (zebrafish), 2801 nucleotides. RefSeq names its product TAF6 RNA polymerase II, TATA box binding protein (TBP)-associated factor (gene taf6). The record is from RefSeq and is marked provisional. Gene Ontology annotation, molecular function: protein heterodimerization activity; RNA polymerase II general transcription initiation factor activity. Lineage: Eukaryota; Metazoa; Chordata; Actinopteri; Cypriniformes; Danionidae. Gene Ontology annotation, cellular component: transcription factor TFIID complex; SAGA complex; nucleus. Gene Ontology annotation, biological process: positive regulation of DNA-templated transcription; transcription initiation at RNA polymerase II promoter.